This is a messenger RNA of Gasterosteus aculeatus aculeatus (three-spined stickleback), 3035 nucleotides long. Its product is annotated as prostaglandin D2 receptor 2. Gene Ontology annotation, biological process: complement receptor mediated signaling pathway; phospholipase C-activating G protein-coupled receptor signaling pathway; positive regulation of cytosolic calcium ion concentration. Gene Ontology annotation, cellular component: plasma membrane. The record is from RefSeq and is a predicted model, not a curated record. Lineage: Eukaryota; Metazoa; Chordata; Actinopteri; Perciformes; Gasterosteidae. Gene Ontology annotation, molecular function: complement receptor activity; G protein-coupled receptor activity.
UAGGGAUUCAGUGAGUGUCUACAUGGCACGAGAGACAUGACUUUUAGUACAAAGAGGAAUGGGACGCAUAAGGAAUUCAUUAUGAAACAUUAAACUCCCUCUCUCCUAACAUGCGUGGCAGGCCUACUUCUGUCCACGCUGACAAAAUACAUCCAUCGUAGCUAUUAUCUUUCAGAUCAGCAAUGUCAAACACAACCCCCAUCUCGGAUACCUCAGAGGGACAGCCAAUCUGUCCCCUGCUACAGCUGAUGAAGGAGCACAGACUCAACAACAACACACAGGUCAACUUGGUCAUCGUUUUCAUCCAUGGUCUGGUCUCCUGCCUGGGAAUCCUGGAGAAUGCUGUCAUCCUCUGGGUGGUGGGCUUCCGCCUGCGGCGCCGCACGGUGGCGUCCGUCUGGGUGCUGAACCUGGCCACGUCUGACUUCCUGGCAACUCUAACACUGCCCCUCUUCACCUUCUACCUUUGGUCGUCUCAUAGCUGGGAGCUGGGUAGCCUACUUUGCCAAACGCAGGCUUCCAUCUUCUUUCUGAACAUGUUUGUGUCAGCCUUCCUGCUGGCAGCCAUAUCAGUGGACCGCUACCUUCUGGCAGCCAAGCCGGUGUGGAGCUGGAAUCAUCGCUCAGUGGCAGGAGCAUGGAAGGUGUGCGUGUUGGGAUGGCUGUGGGCCAUCAUUAACACAAUACCGUACUUCCUCUUCCGCUCAGUUACAGAGAAAGAGGACGGGAGGAAACUGUGCUAUCAUAAUUUUGCCUUGUAUACAUCGUCUCUGGAGAGAGAUUGCAAAGUGAGGCAAGCAGCAACAGCCAUCUCCAAGUUGCUUUUCGCAUUCCUGUUUCCCCUGAUGGUCAUUGCAGGGAGCUACAUCCAAAUUGUUCUCAGCCUGAGGAACAGGAGCAGAAGGAGGAAGCAGAGUGCCAGCCGGCCCACUAAUACACUAAUUUCCUCCAACAAAGAUGGGGCAUCUGGAACUCCGAAUACCCCUACAACCAUCAAAAACACUAAUAUCAUUCUCAACCCUCUGGCCUCCGACUCAUCUUCACACCUGACACCUGCUACCCUUUCCCCCACCGCCUCCAAUCAGACACAUCACAGUCAGAUGUCCCAGAGUUUCACCAAGAUGGUGACAUUUGUGAUUGCAGCAUUUGUCCUGUGCUGGGCCCCCUAUCACAUCCUCUGCGUGGUUGAAGUGACAGCCCAUUAUUGGCUCCAAAAUCUCAACCUGGUGGAGGUGGGACUGCCCUUGGCAACGACCUUUUCGUUCUUGAACCCUGUGUUGAACCCCGUCUUAUACGCCUUCAGCUGUCCCAACUUCUGUGUGAGAAUACGGCAGAGUAUGGGUGCAGCAUUUGACGGUCUGGUAGAAGAGGAAGGUGGGUUGCUGAUGGUGCCGGGGAAAAGUUUAAGAGCUCAUGUCAGACGUAUGAGCAUUCGAGGGUCCGCAAAGCAUUCACAAUCCCCCCUUCAAUCACCUGACAGUCAACCGCCCGUUCCUCUGCCUUUACGACGUCUAGGCCUCAAAGACGCUCUCAUGCAGCAUUCAACACAACCAUCAGAAGAUUAAGUGCAACACGGCUGUUUUUAUUUGAGUGGAAAUCAAUCAAGAAUCAUGUGUUCAACGGACGUCCUAUGAUCUAAUGCACCAAAGCUGUGGACACAAAAAACUGGUUGUUGAAUUAAUUGUAUAACGUAUAGUUGUAGUAGCGCGUUGUAAGCCAUAAGAGGAGCUGGCUCUAAAAGAACAGAAAUGUCUGUUGCUUUGUCCAUCCGGCAUGUUCUUCCAAACUAAAAUAUCGUAAUUGUUGGAUGGAUUGUCGUGAAAAUGUUGCCAAUAUUUUUUGUAGCCAGUUUGUAGCCAUUACUACAUUUGUAUUAAAUGUAGUAAUCCCCUAAUAUUUUCUCUAGUGCCACCAUUUGUAACAUCCUCAACAUGUUAGCUAGAGGAUGGUAGUAUUUAGCUUGAUGUCUGUUUCGCCUCACAGAGCAGAAAGAUUAUGUAUAGGAACGUACUAAUAAUUGCCUUUUGACUUUAUUUAAUGUUGUCAAAAUGGCCUUACUCAUGACAUGUAUGUAAUCUCUUUUCGCUUGUUUGUGCGCUUUGGUAUUAAAUCAUAUGUAUUAAAUACAUUUUGUUUCACCAAAUAAUGUUUUUUACUUCAACAUGUAUUUAAAUAGAACAUGAGGAGAAUAGUAAGCGAACGGUUGACGUGAUAAACAUCUCCUGCUGCGUUGUUCUAAUACCGAUUUUAGCCACUAGACAGCAGUACAUCCUCAAUUACAUAAUCAGACAUAACAUGAAAUGUAGGAUUAUGCUUUCUAGACAGUGUAAUCCAGGUGAAUUUUAAAAUUGAACUCUUGAACGUCUGAACAAUUUUUUGAGAGAUUGUAUUUAAUCAUUUCUUUUUGAUUGAGUGUUUCCAUGUUGUCACAUUUGUGUGGUUCUAUCACACACAAUUGGAUCCAACCCUGCACACAGAGGCUGAGGUGUAAUGUAGGCCACUGCCGCAUGGGAUUACCAUAGAGGUAGUUGUAAUUUAGAGAGAAUAUUAGAGAGAAGAUCCAGAAUGUAAAGACAGCGGGAUUAAACCUAACGGACCAAACUGGCAUGCAAAGCUCCACUUUCCUCUCAGCCAUUCAGUUAAGAUUAUUUAGGCUCUUUCUUGCUUUGGAACUAUUUCUUCUUUCUCCCCUUCUGUGUCAUGUACUUUAUAUAAAGUUGGCAGAUUGAGCUCAAGUAAAAAAAAAAAAAAGGAAGGUGGGAAGAAUUUAAGAACAAAAGUGUCACCAGAUGCAUCCUAUAAGCAGUUUUACAAUCAGUGGUAUUAAAUAAUAUGAGAACAAGAAUUCAAGAAAAGUUCAGUUAAAAUGUAAAUCAAAUUUGGCCACAUAGUCAUAAACAAUUCUAGCUUUACUAUUUAACUUACUACAUGGGUUAGUUAAACCACUCCAAUUUAGAGUCAAUUAAAAGGAAAUUAGAAAUCUAGUAGUAUUACUUAUUCCCUUUAAUGAACACAAAAUUAUAGUCUACAGUGCA